This is a messenger RNA of Cadophora gregata, 2973 nucleotides long. RefSeq lists its product as uncharacterized. Gene Ontology annotation, cellular component: cytoplasm; microtubule; membrane. NCBI's taxonomy places the organism in Eukaryota, Fungi, Ascomycota, Leotiomycetes, Helotiales, Ploettnerulaceae. The transcript is spliced from 4 exons. The record is from RefSeq and is a predicted model, not a curated record. Bases 1 to 2973 code for a protein of 990 amino acids. Gene Ontology annotation, molecular function: GTPase activity; microtubule binding; GTP binding.
AUGGCUUCGGGCGCUAGAACAUUGCCCAAGCGUGAGUCCACUGCCUUUGGCUAUCAAACUCCAGAUCCAAGCUCGCAUUCAAGUCGCACUCGCACACCAACACCUAUCAAAAACGAGAUUGACUUGACGUCAGACUCCGAAGUCGAAGAGCAUACCUUCAUCUACCACGGAUUGCCAAUGAAAAGAGAAGGCACAAGCCAAACAUUCAAGCAACAGCGAAGAUCAGUCUCUACAUUGUCUUCACCCUCACUCCCUUCUCGGUCUUCUCGUCCUCCUCCUUCAUAUUCCAGCCAGCCACAUCCUACCACAAUGCGGCCCCUAGAACCCGACGGGCUCGCAAUUGUUGGCCGAGAUGCCAAAAGACUUAUCGAUACUAUCGAAAAGUUGAAGCAGAUCGGCCUCCAAAGCGUCGACACCGAGCUACCAGAACUAGUCCUUGUUGGAGACCAGAGUGCGGGAAAGAGCUCACUAAUGGGCGCUAUUGCUGAGAUCAAUCUGCCGAAAGGCCAGAGCAUGUGUACUCGUUGCCCCACCAAUAUCAAGACGUCGCAGGCAGAUGCUUGGAGAUGUGUCGUGUCUUUGCAGUUGUCAUACACCCGCCAGAAGACUCGACCUAAUGUUGAGUUUCCAGGAUGGGUCGAAAGCGAUCGGCCCAUGGAGACGAGGGCGUUCAUGACCCUGACGCGCAAAGCUCAACUAGAAGAAGCCCUGCAAAUGGCACAGAUUGCUCUUCUUAACCCCAGUCAAGACACUAGAUCGUUCAUUCCAGGCACUGAUGAAUAUGAGCGACGACACGAGACUGGACCGCACGCAGACGAAGCGAAGUUCUCCCCCAACGUCAUCUCAGUCGAGAUUUGCGGACCUGGAUUGCCUAAUCUGUCGUUCUACGACUUACCUGGUUUGUUCCAAGCAGCUGAGGACACCACACAGGAGUAUCUAAUCAAGGUUUUCGAGAACUUAACUCGCAAGUACAUUCACCACAAGAAUGCGUUGAUCAUCUGUACCAUCACCAUGCAAAACGAUCCGGGCCUAUCCCGGACCAAAGCUGUAAUUGGUCACUGCAAGGCAGAAGAUCGAUGUAUCGGAGUGCUCACUAUGCCUGACAGGCUUCAAACCAGUGCAACGGCUCAUGGCGAUUACGAUAAUAUCUUCAAGAAGAAAAAGUUUGUACUACCUCUUGGGUACUUUGUCACAAAACAACCUGGAGCCAAUGCGAGUUUAGACCUCGAACGAUACCACGAAGAUGCUAAGAGGCAAGAGAAUGAAUUCUUCGAUACGGAUCCACUUUGGAGAGAAGGUGGGCAGUGGCAUCCAUAUAGGGACAUCUGUGGAACUGGGGCUAUUCAGAAAUACCUUUCAAGGCAGUUUGCCGCCUUGAUCUGGAACAGUAUUCCUGAUCUGACUCAGAAAGUCAACGACCAGACUCGAGAGGUUGAUGAGCAGCUUGCUUUGCUGCCCGAGGUACCGAACGACAAAGUCCAGCACAUCGUUCGCCGGGAAUUGCAUGAAUUCAGCCACCGUGUGCAGAAUCUUGUCACGAGCAGCUCGACUUCUGCGUAUUCAUUCCACAGCGAGUGGAAGUUGCUAUGUCGCCAAUUCUUGAAAGCCACAGAAGUUAUGAGACCUGGCUGCAUUUGCAGAGCUAGCUCAGACGAGGAUGUUGGUGUGAUUGUACUGGAUGAUGAAUCCGACGAUGGGAGGAGUGUGAGUGUUGCAUCAUCUCCUCUGAAUCGCAAGCGAGGGCUUGAUGGCGAUCAGCAUGGAGAUAAGAGAUUCACAGGUAGCAACAUCAGACCCAGAGCUGCUCACAAUGACCGUGAGUCCUCGAUCUCGCUGUUAGCAGCUCAGCAGGUCAAGCAGGAGGACAGAACUCCUCGCAGAAUGAUCAACGCCACCCCGAGACGAUCUGCGAAUUUUCGCAGUUUUAAAAAGGAAGAUUUCGGCCCAUUCUACGAAGGCUACCUUGACGCAGGGUCCGGAGCUCUGCGAAUCAUGGACAUUCGUGCUUCCAUCGAGGCGCACGCGGUUACUGGCAUUCCUGGUUACGUCAGUCACCAAGUAAAGGUUGACUACGCCCUGACAGCGAUUGCUGCGUGGAAAGGUCCGCUCCAUACUUUCAUCGACUACACAUUCCAAGGACUUCGAAAGGCUAUCCUCUCAACUCUGGAGAGUGUGCUCGAGAAAUAUAUCCACACAGAAUUGUACCGGAGCUCCAGGAAGUUGAUCGAAAAGUUUCUUGAUGACAAGGAGAAGGAGCAGCGCCAGAUUACCUGCGAGUUCUUUGAGACAGAGCGUACCAGCUUGUUUACAAUCAACGAUGACUCCUUCAACCAGUACCAGCGAGAAGCACUAGACGCCCUAACUGCGCAGCGGCGCAAGAUUCGUCUUGACUGUUACGUGUCGAAGCAAAUCCAGAGUGGAGCAAAGGUAAACGACGAAGAGAAAUUCAGGAAUUCUAUCACAGAUCAGCAGUUAGGCCCAGACAAAUACAUGGAGGAGCUCAAGGUCGCCGCGUAUAUCCGGGGAUACUACACCACUGCGAGGCUUCGAUUCACAGACACAAUAUGUGCCAAUAUGAAUGCGAGGUACUUCCAAAGCAUCAAGCGUGGUGUUAUAGAUUAUCUGGAAAAUAAUCUUGGGCUCAAUGAGGGUGACAGCGAGCAAAAGUGCCGCGAUCUACUUGAGAGUAAUGCUGAGGUAUCAGCUAGGCGCAACUCCUUGAAGCUGAAGAAGGCCCAGCUCCACGAGUUCACAAAAGUCCUCAACAAACUCAAGGCUGAGUUCAACAGCAAUGAUGGCGUUGACUCUGAUGAGGAGAUGGAGGGCUACAAUUCUGCUGUGAAUCUGUCAGGUCAAGCCAAUGGCCACCGUCAGUCUAACGGCAUGAAUGGAAGACUCUAUGUAGAGAGUUUUUCUCCAACUCUCAGCGGCUCCAUGUCCCAGACGUCAAAUCAUUUGCAGAAUGGAAUUUGA